CCACAUUAUGGUUGGUCCAAGUCAAUUCCUCUGCUUUCUUUUCCACUUCCACCACCUUACCACUUCCGCCGUCGCGUCUCUGCCGCCGCCGUAGAUGACACUACCCCAGGUGGAUUAAUUUACUGCUUUAUCAAGUAUAAGGGAAGGACUUGAUGGGUGCAGUUUCUUCAAAAAGAAUUGAAUCAGAAACAGGUGAGCUGGAGAUGAGUCCUAGCACCAACUUACCAUUGGCAACAUCAAACUCUAGUAAAGAGGCUGCAUUCCCUGUGACCUCUGAGAAGAUAAUGAUUGACAUGCUGCAUACAAAAAGCCAUCCUAAUGUCGAGCAAGAGAGUGACUCCUGUAUAGUGCCAAGUCAUUUAUCGCAGACACAAAGUUCUGAUACGAUAAACUAUACAUCAUUUUCUGAUAAGGCCUCCCCAGUAACCAAACAAAAACGGUGCGAGGUCCAUCAGAGACAAACCUCUGGCUUCACACAUGAUAUUCCAGAACCCCAAAUAGAGAGGAUUCAGCCGGGUAAGAGUGAAAAUGAGAAGGACUCAGUCUCUCAAUUUAUUGGAGUUUUCUCUAGAAUCCCAAAGGAUGAACCUGCUGAUUUGCACUUGAGUCAGAACCCUCAUAUUGAAAUAAAAACAUCUUCAAUAUGUGAUGGAGAAAGAACUACUGAAAAGAGGGAGAUGGUAUCUGGUAACUCACUCUCCAUACAAAGUGUCAACGAGGAGCCUGCAUCGCAGUCCAACAAGCAGAUGCUGACUCAGUCCUCUCAACCUGUAAAAGUUUUGGAGAAAUUGCAGCCCAGGAGGAACCCAGACGCUGGGGGUUGUAGUUCUCCACAUGAUCCAUUAGCUUGCAGUUCGGGUCACUCUGGAAAACUUUCUACUGUAUCAAAAGAAGAACAUCAACUUGACAAUUCGCAGCCUAGACAGAGCAUACAUGAUAGAAAUCAUGCAUUACUGAGCAAGGAAAAAACAGGUACUAAUACAGAAGUCGAGUCAGGUCAAGGGUCAAGUUUGAACAUGGGAGUGCCUGUACCUGAACCUGGUCAAGAGAGCUAUGCAUAUCCUAUGAAGUUUGAGAAAAUGGAGAAAUUGCAGCCGAGGAGAAACCUUGACUCUGUAGUUCAGGGAUCACAUGCUGAUGUUGAAAGCACUCCCUCUAAAGCACAACACAAAGGAUUAGAUGAUGGCUACAACUGGAGGAAGUAUGGACAGAAGCUUGUAAAAGGAAACAAAUUUGUUCGAAGCUAUUACAAAUGUACUUACCUCAAUUGCCAGGCUAAAAAACAAGUAGAGAAAUCACAUGAUGGGUGUACAUUAGACAUCAAUUAUCUUGGGAACCAUCAUCAUCAGAAACCUCAGCAGAGUCUCCAACUGACUACUACUCUUCAAGUAAAAACGCCUGAUAUGCCCAUUACGUCUACAUCAAAAGCCAAUGUUGAGUCGAUCAUCAAGCAUGUCAGUUCAGAUCAACAUAUGCCAGAACCCUCACCUCAAUCAGCUGUUGGAAGAAGUGCUGAUGGUUUGUUAGGAGCAGUUUCCUGUUCACAUAAGGAUACUAAGGAUCUAGAUGAUUGCCCUGAUCCCAAACGGCUGAAAAGAGGCACAAGUUCUGCAGAUGAUGAUGUGGUGAUUAGAUCUAGUCCUGAUUCAAGACAUGUUGUUCAAACUUUGAGUGAGGUUGAUUUGGUUAAUGAUGGAUAUCGGUGGCGUAAAUAUGGGCAGAAGUUUGUAAAAGGCAAUCCAAAUCCAAGGAGUUACUACAGGUGUUCAAACGCGGGUUGCCCAGUAAAGAAACACGUCGAAAGAGCUUCACAUGAUGAAAAGUUAGUCAUUACAACCUAUGAAGGAAAACACGUCCAUGACAUUCCCACUUCCAGGAUUGUUAGCCAAGGCAGCCGCCUAGCCAGAGGUGGUGAUGCUAGUAUGAUGAGCCCAAAAGUGACUCUAAAGGUGCUUGUUACUUCAGUCAAAAUUGCUAUCAACGUGAUUAAAUUCAGCAACUUAUUUUUCUUUAUCAUUGUAGACAGACUUUCUAAUUCGAAGAGCUAUCAUUGUAACAGUCCAGUAGCUUAACUUGUUCAUUGGUUGGCCCCAGGCUGUGGAAGAAUAUGUAUCAGUUGUAUAAAAUUGCUAAUGUAAGUUAUAAAUAGUAGUUUAGAUUACCCAUUGUA
This is a messenger RNA of Salvia splendens (bonfire salvia), 2170 nucleotides long. RefSeq names its product WRKY transcription factor 1-like. Gene Ontology annotation, molecular function: DNA-binding transcription factor activity; sequence-specific DNA binding. The record is from RefSeq and is a predicted model, not a curated record. Gene Ontology annotation, biological process: regulation of DNA-templated transcription. NCBI's taxonomy places the organism in Eukaryota, Viridiplantae, Streptophyta, Magnoliopsida, Lamiales, Lamiaceae.